Messenger RNA from Enhydra lutris kenyoni (northern sea otter), 1881 nucleotides. Its product is annotated as basic proline-rich protein-like. NCBI's taxonomy places the organism in Eukaryota, Metazoa, Chordata, Mammalia, Carnivora, Mustelidae. Bases 1 to 1881 code for a protein of 626 amino acids. The transcript is spliced from 4 exons. The record is from RefSeq and is a predicted model, not a curated record.
AUGGGGGACACGGAGCACGACAGUCUGAUGGGGGACAAGGAGCACGACAGUCUGAUGGGGGACACGGAGCACGACAGUCUGAUGGGGGACACGGAGCACGACAGUCUGAUGGGGGACUCGGAGCACGACAGUCUGAUGGGGGACACGGAGCACGACAGUCUGAUGGCGGACACGGAGCACGAGGAGCCGCUCCACCUGCCCCUUGAGUCCCGGCGGACUUGGGGUCCCACCAGCUCCACCCGCGGGACACCCGACCGCUCACCACCUGUGCCUCCGGGCCACGCUCCCGCCGGGGUCCGACCUCCUCCCCGCGGAGCAAGCGCACCACCCGCGGAACCGCAGGCCCGGCCAGACCCUCCGCCCCCACCUCGCUCCACCAGCCCGGGCUCCACCGCGAUCCGCGAUCCCAAUCAGGGCCUUUGUGGUCGCGACCCCCUCUGCCCGGGACACCCCAACACCGGCCUUCGCCGCCGUGACCUCGGGGCGGCCCCCUCCCGCGCACAGCACUGCGGUGGACCCGGCGGCCCGGCCUCCACGCCGUCUCGCUCUCCUCCCCACACGGUGCCCGGGGGCGCCCAUGGCUCCGCUCCGCCCCCAGGGCAGGUGGUCCCAGGCCGGCCAGAGGCUCACGGCGGGCGGCAGGGUAUGCAGGCACCAGCGCCCGGGCGGGAGCGGGAGUUGGAGCCGGAGCUCACCACCGAGGCCGAGAGCGAGGGUCCCACCAGCUCCACCCGCGGGACACCCGACCGCUCACCACCUGUGCCUCCGGGCCACGCUCCCGCCGGGGUCCGACCUCCUCCCCGCGGAGCAAGCGCACCACCCGCGGAACCGCAGGCCCGGCCAGACCCUCCGCCCCCACCUCGCUCCACCAGCCCGGGCUCCACCGCGAUCCGCGAUCCCAAUCAGGGCCUUUGUGGUCGCGACCCCCUCUGCCCGGGACACCCCAACACCGGCCUUCGCCGCCGUGACCUCGGGGCGGCCCCCUCCCGCGCACAGCACUGCGGUGGACCCGGCGGCCCGGCCUCCACGCCGUCUCGCUCUCCUCCCCACACGGUGCCCGGGGGCGCCCAUGGCUCCGCUCCGCCCCCAGGGCAGGUGGUCCCAGGCCGGCCAGAGGCUCACGGCGGGCGGCAGGGUAUGCAGGCACCAGCGCCCGGGCGGGAGCGGGAGUUGGAGCCGGAGCUCACCACCGAGGCCGAGAGCGAUGUCGCGGGGACAACUCCAGGCCAGCGCUGGCCCCGCACAGCUGAGGCGUCCCGGGCAGCAGUAGCCGGGGAAGAGCUCGCACCGCGCCCCAGCCCCGGGGCUCCCGGCACGCCCGGCCCCGCCCGCUGCACGCGCACACCUGCGGCCCCGCAGCCCCCCCCACUCCCGGCCACCCUCGAGGACCCCGCCCCGGAGCCCCAGCCUCGCGGCGCACCCACACCCAGGCCCUUCCCCGCCCGGUCCGCCUCCGCGGAGCCGCCGCUGCCCGGCGCCUUCCACCUUCUCCCGCGCCCAGGGCCGGGAUCACUCUGCGACUUCGCCGCCGCGGCUGGAACGGCACAGCCGCACCUGCUCCGCCGCGGGCGGGAAGCGCGUCAGGCCGCCACGACCCCCGCCCUUCCCUCGGGCCCCUUCCCCCCUGCAGCGCCCACCCCAAGCUCUGGCGGUUUCCCUGCAGCGGCGGCUGCGGCCCGCACCUGCCCCCGCCCCGAGCGCGCGCGCGGACUCCCGUGGGGACGCCCGGGGUCGGGAGUGAGUCUUCUCAGGCCCCAGGACCGGGAGGGCAGCCGGAGGGGGCCUGCGUCCGGCAUGUCCCCGCCGCGGGCUGCAGGCGCCCGCGCGGGCCGGCCCGGCUCCGGGCACUACACGUCCGUGAAGCAGAACGUGCGAGGCUGA